AGAGGAAAGUCUUGUGGUCACCUGAGGAAGACUCUAUACUUCUCGACUAUGUUAUCACCAAAGGAAUUACAUUUUGGAGUAGCGUGCCAAACGAGACGGGUAAUCGAUAUCCAUAGCUUUUUUUCUGGUUCUCAAGCCACCUUUCUUGGUGAUCAGGGCUCCAGCGUUGCGGGAAGAGCUGCCGGCUACGGUGGAGGAAUUACCUCCGGCCAGAUCUUCGCAAGGAUCCUUUCACCGCGGACGAGAAGAAGAAGAUUGUGGAGCUACGCUCGCUGAUGGGCAACAGGUGGGCCGUGAUUGCCGCCGCGCUCCCCGGAAGAACAGACAACGAUGUCAAGAACUUCUGGUAUUCGAUCCUGCGGAAGAGCCAGAGCAAGAAGCGCAAAUUCCAAGCGCCACUGCAAUUGCCCCUAGCUGCUGCUGCUGCUGCUGCUGCCACGGAUUCCUCGACCGCGAGCGCUGGACGCCCCGACACUCCAUCGGGUAAUUCCAAUCCCAGCUCGGAUUCGGGCGUGGAGCUCGCAGAGGAGCUCACCAAUCUAGAUGAUGAGACGAGUAGCAGCGUAGAAUUUUGGAGAGAAUGCUAUCGAUUAGCCAUCAAAGCUAUGAAUCCCAUCCCAGCCGAGAGAAACACUCGAUCACUCGAUCAUCGAUAGAAAGAACUUCCAAAUCAUCACUCUUUUCACAUCACAAACACGUGCUGUAAAAAAAAAAAAGCCCUAGCCUUGUUCUUGUCUUUUCUGUCAGCCGUACGAUACCGUCCAUCCGACGGAGAAAUGAAGCGCCAAACCGUGA
Molecule: messenger RNA, 795 nt
Organism: Selaginella moellendorffii
Lineage: Eukaryota; Viridiplantae; Streptophyta; Lycopodiopsida; Selaginellales; Selaginellaceae
Product: transcription factor MYB4-like
Exons: 2
Coding region: 276-656 (126 amino acids)
Biological process (GO): regulation of stomatal movement
Source: RefSeq, a predicted model, not a curated record